Messenger RNA from Acanthoscelides obtectus, 398 nucleotides. The record is from the annotation of a GenBank genome assembly. NCBI's taxonomy places the organism in Eukaryota, Metazoa, Arthropoda, Insecta, Coleoptera, Chrysomelidae.
AUGCAGAAGAAAAAUAGUGAUGAUAUUGUGAAGGGAAGUGCUAAUAAGGAGCUUCCCAAAAGGGCAAAUAAAGCAUACAACAUCAAGAGAAAAGGAGCUCAUCUACAUCGUUUACUCCGAAUGCCAAACAAAAAAUUGGAGAGGCUAUUACAGAAAGCAAGUGACAUUAGACUUCGAUACUGUAUAAACUAUAAAGUUAUAAUCUACAAAAGACGAUUUGAGGAAUAUGUACAAGAAGAUGAUGGGGGAUCAACAACUUCUAACAACCAAGCUGAUGAUGUUCCCAAAAUACCUUCUUCGGCAAGAAGCAUAGCUCAACUGAUGCAGGACAGUAUCACCCAACAGCCUCCUCUUUUUUUGAUGCCUUGAGAAAGUUCAACUUACAUCCUACAAAAUCC